GCGCCGCUGACCUCGGGCGGGAGGGGCGACCUCCGUCAUGCCACCGGGGCCAGCCGCGGGCUGCGUUGAGCCCGGUGCCACGGCGGAGCCCUUCGCGUUGCCUCUUCCCGGCCUUGCCCGGCUCUCGGGAUUCUCGCGACGAGGGCCCUGCGGCUGGGAGUCGAGACCGUGCCCGCUGAUUGGCUCUCUGAUCUCGGACAGGCUGCGUCCUAUCGUGGGCUUUAGCUACCUUGUUUGGAAGAUGGAGGUCGUGUUCGCGGUGACUGUGAGCUCCUUAAGGGCAAGAACCGACUUGCGUUAGUGUUACACACCGUUGCCUGUCCCGCGCACAGAACGAGGACGAAGUAUAGGUACUCUGUGCCUACUUGAGUUGUUUUGGGUCCCAAAACCUUGAAAAUCUGGGACUGUAUUAGGAACCUUGGAAGCACUGCCAACAUGUCUGACGUUCAAGAAGCCACCAACCAGCUCCUUGAUGUGAACCUUCAUGAGAACCAGGAGUCUAUACAAGUGAUGGAAAGUGGCCCCAGAAGUGAGUCCGAGCAAUUCCAAGUCACUAUUGGAGCCACUGUACCUACUGGCUUUGAGCAAACAGCUGCAGAUGAAGUGACAGAGAAAUUGGGGUCAUCAUGCCAAAUCAGCAGAGACCGGGGCAAGAUAUAUUUUGACAUUUCAGUGGAAAGUCUGGCUCAGGUUCAUUGUCUGAGAUCAGUUGAUAACUUAUUUGUGGUUGUUCAGGAGUUUAAAGAUUACCAGUUCAAAGAAACAAAGGAAGAAGUUUUAAAGGAUUUUGAAGAAUUGGCUGGGAAGCUCCCAUGGUCAGACCCUUUAAAAGUAUGGAAAAUUAACACCAGUUUCAAGAAAAAAAAAACAAAGCGCAAAAAGAUAAAUCAGAAUUCAGGUAAAGAGAAGAUUGAUAAUGGACGAGGAGACAAGACUGAUGAGAGAGAUGUUAAAAAAGCGUUCACUAGCAAUCCCUUAGAUUCACAUAUCUUAGACUAUUAUGAAAAUCCAGCCAUCAAAGAAGAAGUAUCAACAUUAGUAGGUGACGAUUUGGCAUCUUGCAAAGAUGAGACUGAUGAAAGCUCAAAAGAAGAAACUAAUCCUGAAGUGCUGAAGUUUAGAGUCACGUGCAACAGGGCAGGAGAGAAGCAUUGCUUUUCCUCAAAUGAAGCCGCGAGAGAUUUUGGGGGUGCCGUUCAAGAGUACUUUAAGUGGAAGGCUGACAUGACCAACUUUGAUGUGGAGGUUCUUUUGAAUAUCCAUGAUCAUGAAAUUGUUGUGGGCAUUGCAUUGACAGAAGAGAGUCUCCACCGAAGAAAUAUCACACAUUUUGGACCCACCACUCUUAGAUCUACUGUUGCCUAUGGCAUGCUCCGGCUCUGUGCUCCUCAACCUACUGAUAUAAUAGUUGAUCCAAUGUGUGGAACCGGGGCAAUACCAAUAGAGGGGGCUACUGAAUGGUCUAACUGUUAUCAUAUUGCUGGUGAUAAUAAUCCGUUGGCUGUGAAUAGAGCUGCAAAUAACAUCUCAUCUUUAUUGUCCAAGAGCCAAAUUAAAGAAGGCAGACCCUCCUGGGGCUUGCCCAUAGAUGCUGUCCAGUGGGAUAUCUGCAAUCUGCCAUUGAGAACUGGCUCUGUGGACAUUAUUGUAACAGACAUGCCAUUUGGAAAAAGGAUGGGCUCCAAGAAGAGAAACUGGAACCUUUAUCCUGCUUGCCUACGAGAGAUGAGCCGUGUUUGUAGACCAGGGACAGGCCGAGCUGUCCUACUCACUCAGGACAAGAAAUGCUUUACCAAGGCAUUAUCCGGAAUGGGACAUGUAUGGCGGAAGGUGCAUACUGUCUGGGUGAACAUAGGGGGUCUUCAUGCCGCAGUUUAUCUUCUGAAACGUACGCCUCAAGCUUUUGUUCAUCCUUCAGAGCAAGAUGGAGAAAGAACUCUUUGGUAAUGUAAAGAAUGAAGAUGAUUAAUAGCAUUUGUGCUUCCCCACACUGGAAACGUCAGCAGGAAGAACUUGCUUUGAGAGAAAAAUAGUAUUAACAGAAGUGCAGUUUGCACUGUUUAAACUGGUCUAAAGCUCUUUACUCUGGUUAGCAAAAGGUGGGAAUGAAUGGAAUGGAAUUCAGUCUUAAGAGAAAGCAGAGCUUUUCUUUGGAGCUGUUGUGAAGGAGUAGCUGGGCAAUUAGUACUUUUCUUAAAAUGCUUUAAAGAUGCAAAGCCUACUAAAACACACUGGGAUUUGGGUUUAGAACAUUUUAUUUUCAGGCUUUUAUAGCAGUUCCUAUUUUCCAUUGUAGGUGGUAGAAAGUUACCCUGGCCUACUGGAAAGGCAGAGAACAUAGUCAGAGCAUCUUAGGCCACAUCUCAUUGCCUAUGCAGCUUUGCUAUUUAGUUGGUCAGGCUCUCUUUAUCAACCUUAAAAAAAUGAAGCAUUAUUUUUGUGUUUGCCCCAUGACAAGAUAAAAUCUCACAAGACCUAGAGGAAAGCUUACCAUCUGCCUUAAACGUGUUACUCAGAUCAAUACACAGAACUCAGAGGACUAGGAUUUAUCAAAAUAAUUGCACAGAUACUUUACUGUUAGCAAUAUAGAAUGUUUCUAUUUAUAAAUAGCAGUAAAUGCAUUGGUUGAUGAAGUAUGGGACCAACAAGCCACAUUUAAAGAAAUUUUUCUUUCAGUACACAAGGUGGUGUUGCUUUUCAAAGUCAAACAAAAACUUGUCAAAGUACUUUUGUUUAUUGGUUUCUUAAAAGGACUAGAGAGCUGAUGUAUCUUUGAAAUAAAAAGUUUCAUGUAAGUUCUUUUGUUAUUUCCUUGUGGGUCACUAUACAUAUUUAGUUGCUUUUCCAGUUGCAGAAAAGUCCUUGAGACAGAGGAAAAUGUGACCUCAACAUAAAGUCCUUGUGAAAACGGUGCUUCCCUGGGACAAAGAGUAAUUCGGGUUUUAUGUGAAAUUCUUUAUAUUCAGCUUAUUUUGGAGCUUCUGGCUGUAUUCAGCUUAAAUUUUCAGUGUCAUGUUAGUAAUAGAAUAGUACUACUUGUAUUACCUUUUGAUGUCACAUUUAGAAUAAGAGAGUACUUCCUUCCUUUGAAAGAAUAUUCUGAGUUCACAUUAGCAGUACAACCAAAGUCCUAACCUGGUUUCUCUGAUAUACUACCCCUCACUUGAGAAUGAAUUAGAAAUAAGAUAUUUAUAAGGGUUUUACAUCCUAGACUGGAAUUUUGACCACCAUCAGAAUACAGUUGCAUUAUUAUGGGCUCAACAUAAAACCACCUUUCACUUCUGCCAAACCAUUUAAACCUCUAAAUGAGUGUUGAUCAGCAGUCCACAGCACUAGAAAGUGCAAGGACCAUGUCUCUCUUCACCAUUGUUUACCAAAUGCCUGGCACAGUACCUGCCAGUGGACUUAAUAUUUGUUAACAAAUGAAUUAAUAUUUUUGUACACUGGCUUAGUUUUUAUGUAUAUCAAAUUUGCGCUUGAUCCAUCAUCGUUUUAGUCCUAUUAAAUACCACUGUAAAAACAUGGCCAAAUUUAUGAUGCAGAUAGGUAGUGAACAUUGUCUGCAAUAGUUUGCCAUCUUCCUCCCUGGCAUUGUCUUAUAAUCUGGCAACAGGAACAGGAAACGGGCUGAGGAUACAGAAGAGCUGGGAUUGAGUUUUGUAUGCCACUACUACUUCCUACUUGUGUGACCUUGGUUUUUUUUAACCUUUGAAGAGGGUCUCUUGCACCACAAGAAUGUGAAAAGGUGGGGAAGGUAAUCUUAAUAACCUGAACACAAAAUGACGAAGUUAUGGACCAGAGCUUCUGUUACUGGGAGAGUCAAUCAAUUUUAGGGGGGAAAAAACAACAAACACUGAGAUAGAUUUUAUAAAUUUAAUGAAAGAUAGUUAUUUCUCACAUACUGACAAUAUAUUAGUGGCUAGAAAGAAAAAAAUCCAUUUGUUUAAACAUUUCUUUUAAAAUGUUCAUAAGAAUGUCAGGAAACUGCUGAAACUGUAGGUGCUGGCAUAUCAAUGUCAGAUAUGGCUCAGGUCUCCACUGCAAGGACCAAAAGAAAGUUGAAGGGGACAGCCCUGUGGCUGAGUGGUUAAGUUUGCGCACUGCAUUUCCGCAGCCUGGGGUUUCGCAGGUUUGGAUCCUGGGCGUGAACAUGGCACCACUCAUCAGGCCAUGCUGAGGCUGUGUUCCACAUGCCACAACUAGUAAGACCUACAACCAGAAAGAUCUACAUCUAUAAUAUACAAGUAUGUACUGGGGCUUUGGGGAGAAGGAAAAUAAAAUCUUAAAAAAGUUGAAGACUGGAAAAAAAAGGAAGUAUUUUAAAAGGUCUGUAAGGUAUCUAAAGUACAGUAAAGCCUACAACUGCUUAAUAUUAAUUAGUGAGAUAGGCAUAGCAUUAUUCUCAGCAUAGCAUUUCCCAAAGUCAGGUGAGAUGUUAUGUGGGAAUUUCAGUGGGAAUAUGGUGAAAGUUUGAAAAUUGUAUGAGGAAAAAAAUCAAAUUUAAUUAUUGUACCUUGGUACAUUUUUUUUUUAAGUUCAGGAGAAACACCAUAUAAGGUCUCUCCUGUACCAAAUUUUAAAAAUGUGCAUAAUAGGAAAAAAAUGUAUCAUUGUUUACAAGAGGCCUACUCUGUCACCCUUAUACUUCUACCCCAAGGUUAACAUGUUUGCUUAUCACUUGUGAAGUUGUAGCUAUUCAAAGAUAUAUUCUAUGAUAAAAGAAAUUUUCAAUGGAAAGGGGAAUGGUAUUUGUUUUUCUUGAGCCCAAAUUCUAAAUUUCUAACUGCCUUCUAUAUUUAGCCUUGUAUGUCCCACCUCAAACUCAACAUGAACAUACCUUUAUCCACUAAAACCUGCUCCUUGUUCUAGCAUGCCCAUUCUCUGUCAUCCAGACGCUAUCCUGGAAGUCAUUUUUAACUCCAUCCAGUUAUUCAACAGGCAUUUGAGUGUUUACUAUAUACAUUCUGCUAGAGCAGCUAUUUCUCAAACUUCUUGGAUGUAGGACCCCUUCAUAUUCUUAAAAAUUGAGCACCCCAAAUAGCUUUGUUUACCAAUAUUUUACCAUAUUAGAAUUUAAAACAAGAAAAUUAUAAUAGUAACGAAUGCAUUACAUGAACAUUUUCAUGGAAGUAACUAUAUAACAGAGAAGAGUGGCAUUGUUUUACAUCUUUGCAAUUCACUUCUCUUAAAUGUCUGCCUUAAUAGAAGGCAGCUGGACUUUUGGUUAUCUUCUGCAUUCAGUUGGUUGAGAUGUUACUUACUUACAAUUUUCAGAAUUUCAUGUGUUGGUCAUUUGGAAAAUAAUGGUUCUCUUAGUUACAUAAAUUUUCCAAAUGUUGACCCAGUUCAUUAUAUAACAUCUAAGAAAAUUAUAUUCACAUCACCACCUAUCUCAUAAAAAAAACCCCUCAAGUAUUGGGCAGAUGUUAAGCUCCUGAUAGUAGACAGAACUUUUCCCAAAAUCCUAAUUUUCACUUCAAAGUUUGAAUUUUAUCACUGACAACAACUGCUGUUAGUUGUUUUCCUUGAAAGGCUCACUUGGUUCAUA
This is a messenger RNA of Equus quagga, 5548 nucleotides long. RefSeq names its product THUMP domain containing 3 (gene THUMPD3). The record is from RefSeq and is a predicted model, not a curated record. Gene Ontology annotation, molecular function: tRNA (guanine) methyltransferase activity; RNA binding. Gene Ontology annotation, biological process: tRNA methylation. The coding region runs from base 436 to 1947 and encodes 503 amino acids. The transcript is spliced from 10 exons. Lineage: Eukaryota; Metazoa; Chordata; Mammalia; Perissodactyla; Equidae.